AUGCUUGGGGGACGGGAAUACUAUCCAGACAAGACGCUGCCGUAUCUCUUGCCAUGCGAUGAACAAGAGGGUGAAAGGCUUCUGCUUCAGCAUUAUGUGAUCCGGUAUGCAUUCGGUUCCAAUAUCAUCCCUCCAAUCGACGUCAACAUUGCUGGCAAAGUUCUCGACUGUGGAUGUGGGCCUGGCACUUGGGUCAUGGAAAUGGCCACAGAGUACGAAGAUUUGGAUUUUUACGGUUUUGACAUUUCGCCAAUGUACCCAUCUGCUAUCCAUCCGAAAAACGCACACUUCUCGAUGGGCAAUAUCCUGGAUCCCGAAAUACCGUUCGUCUCUGAAUCGUUCGCGCUCGUCCAUCAACGCAACAUGUUGCUCGGUCUCACGCACGAUGCCUGGCCGGGAGUCGUCCAAGAUCUAUACCGAUGUGUGAUCUCGGGUGGACAGGGCUGGCUCCAGCUGUCGGAGGUCGAUCCUAUCUGGUCAAGACCCGGACCGAUCUCUCGAUCGUUCCUGAAAAUGCUGUACGAAACUGCGCAGAAUCGCCACGUGGAUGUGUUGUUGCCUCAGCGGCUGGAUCAAGUGCUCAAGGACGUUGGGUGUGAGAACGUGAAGAUGAUGAUGGUCGAAAUCCCGAUCGGGCCCUGGGGUGGGAAGAUUGGGUUGCUCUGGCGGGACGUGCUGAAGGCGGAGAUGGAGGCGUUGAAACCGGUGGUGUUGCAGGCGGAGCUGGAGAAUGCAGUGGCACGGGGGCAGGAUAUCGCGGUGUGUGGGGCAGAGAUGACGACGAGCGAGGAGUGGGACGAGAUGAUGGCGCAGGUGUGGGCGGAGAUGGAUCAGUACCAUACGUUCUCGAGGGUGUAUCUGGCGUAUGGACAGAAGCCGUAG
Gamsiella multidivaricata is the source of this 882-nucleotide messenger RNA. RefSeq names its product S-adenosyl-L-methionine-dependent methyltransferase. The coding region runs from base 1 to 882 and encodes 293 amino acids. The record is from RefSeq and is a predicted model, not a curated record. The transcript has 3 exons. Lineage: Eukaryota; Fungi; Mortierellomycota; Mortierellomycetes; Mortierellales; Mortierellaceae.